Messenger RNA from Amaranthus tricolor (Joseph's coat), 462 nucleotides. RefSeq lists its product as uncharacterized. Gene Ontology annotation, molecular function: aspartic-type endopeptidase activity. The record is from RefSeq and is a predicted model, not a curated record. The transcript is spliced from 2 exons. Lineage: Eukaryota; Viridiplantae; Streptophyta; Magnoliopsida; Caryophyllales; Amaranthaceae. Bases 1 to 462 code for a protein of 153 amino acids. Gene Ontology annotation, biological process: proteolysis.
AUGAGCAAGAGUGAAGUUGAGUCCGACGGCAACAUUGUCACGGGUACUUUCCUUGUAAACUCUAAACCUGCUUUUGUACUCUUUGAUUCUGGAGCUUCACAUUCCUUUUUAUCUAAAUCUUUUAUCGAAAAACAUUCCCUUAAACCUUCUUCCUCAUGUCAAGCUAAGGUAACCACACCCUCAGGUGAAACCUUUCUCAGUAAGAACCUUUACUUAGGUAUGCCUAUUGUCAUCUCUGAAACCGAACUACUCGUGGACCUUAUCGAGUUUAAUUUAAAAGACUUCGAUUUGGUUUUGGGAAUGGAUUGGUUAAGGAAGUAUCAGGACACGAGCAUGAAAGAGGACGAGUUAGGAGAGAUACCUGUAGUUAAGGAGUUUGUUGAUGUAUUCUCAGAUGAGAUUCCAGAGAUGCCACCUGUGAGAGAGUUAGACUUCAAGAUUGACUUAGUUCCGGGAACAUGA